This is a messenger RNA of Monosiga brevicollis MX1, 2013 nucleotides long. RefSeq lists its product as uncharacterized. Lineage: Eukaryota; Choanoflagellata; Craspedida; Salpingoecidae. Bases 1 to 1827 code for a protein of 608 amino acids. The transcript has 9 exons. The record is from RefSeq and is a predicted model, not a curated record.
AUGCGCUUAGCCGUGCGGCAAGCAGGCAGUCGCACCUUUUAUCGUGCUGCCCUGGGUGAUGAUGGCCACCUCCACCCCAUUGUGGAUGAGAAAGGGCACGUGUACCCCAUUCGCAAUGCCCGGGUGGCUGAACACAAGCCCGUGCUCGGCCGCCGAGGGGGUGGACCUCAGGCUAUCGCUGCACUGGUGGAUGACGAUGUCCAAGCCGCAGUUGCGGGGCCCAAUGACGAAAUUUUGGCUGCGCAGCUUUCUGCCGCGGGUGUGCUUGAAGCCGUCAUGUCUGAAGACGGUGAUUUAGUGGAGCUGCGCAAUAGCGAUGGCACACCUGCGACUGGCCUGGAUCUAUCAGCCAACAACGCCGUGGUCGUAGGUAACGACGGUUCCCCGGCCAUUGCCGUCGUCGAUGAAAAGGGGCUUCCACUAGAGGCCUGUUUUGAGCGUGGUCAACUAGUAGCUCGUCGUGACGAGAAUGGCGAGACGUUGCCAAUUGUGGGUCCUGAUGGCUUGGCCGCUGUGCCCGCUGUCUCACGGCACGGCUGUCCACGCUUGUUGUUGCGCUGUGCUGUUGUGCUCGAUGCCUCUGGCAAAGCCCGCGCCGCCUGCAUCGCUCAAGAUGGUUUGGCAACCCGCGCAGUUGUUGUGGACGCAGCCAAAGGUCUAGUGGGACCGGAGAAGUCGGGCAAGACGACGGUUUGGAUCGGUGGCGACUCGGACGCAGAUGCGCGCAUUGUGUAUGCUGACUCGAGCGUCAUCUCUGCUCGCAACACGGGCAACAAGGGAGCAGAUACCGCCGGUGCAGCAGCAAACGGAGAGGGCAGCACCGACGCGGCGGACCCUGCAUCCGCCGCUGCGCCAGCCAACAUGCCCCCAGCGUCCGUCUCGGAAAAUCCAGCGCUUGUGGCCGAGCUACAAGCGAAGCUUGCACAGCUUCAAAAAGCGAUGGUAGCCGGAGGCGGUGCAGCCAAGGAUAAGGCACUGCGCAAGAAACUCAAGGAUCGCCAUGCACGUGCGGAAGAACGCCGUCGGAAGCUUCAAGAGGCCAAGUCUGCUGAUGACGACACGAUGAUGGAGGCAAUUUACGAUACCAUGCAGGAUGAAAUUCAUGCCAAGUCCAAGCUUUUGAAACGCGCCAAGGAGGUGGUGCGCGAACAAAAGGCGGAGAUUGAGGAUCUGCAGGCUGAAUUUCAAAGGGAACGACAACAUCUCUUGGAUCAGCUGCGUGCCAACGAGCGUGAGCUACUUUUCUACAAGUCUUACACCCAACGGGCGUCGGACUGCAUCCGACGUGAUACCAACUAUGCCAACGUGGAGAAGAUUCGCAAGGUAGCCGUGUGGAAUGAGGAGCAGCAGCGCUGGGUCAUGCCCAAGGUCGUGGUAUCUCGCGUCUCACUUCCCACAGCGGGCGAACGAGUCGGAUCGGCCGUGUCGCGUACCCAAUCUGGACGGAGCUUUCGCGAAUUCAGCGAUGCUGACGACGAUGACGACCAAGGAUUUCGCGACAAAUUGGCUCAACGCAACGCCGCCAAUACCGACUACUUCCAAGGCAAGCGAUCCACAGACGUGGUGCACAAGAUCGCUCAGCGGGAAGCGGAGCUUGCAAACCAGCUUGAGGACAAACUGAAGCGUUUUGAUCGGGGGCCUCUCCAAUCCACACGAUCACAGCAACUUUUGCAAGAGGACGCCACGGCAUCCCUUGAUCGGCGCAAGGGCCGCGGGCGCUCGGCUUUGGAGCCUGGAGCUGUGUCGCUGGUCGACAUGGCCAACAACCGACAGAAGCUGCGCCCUCCGCGUUAUGGCCAGCAGCGCAACGGUCCUGCGGGCUGGUAAUGAAUGGCAGAACGCUCUGAAGCUGUCACAUGCGAACUAACCUUUGCUGAUGACACGCCUACCUUUGCUAACAUUAUUUCGACAGUCCAAUGCUCAGCGCUCGUGCUUGAUGUCAUACACCCCACCCUCUCCCCCGGUCGGCUUGUGCCUUGUUUUGUGCAGAAAGAAAUUCACAUCUCUCUGUUU